UCAAAAUAUUCUGACAUGCAAAACAUUUCAAAACUAAUUUUGAUGCCUAAAAUGGGUACUCGGCACUACGUCUAUGAAGGGAACUCUGAUGACGACUACAUGCUCAACACAACCUAUCCAUUUCGCUGCGGGGCUAUGCUUUGGCAAGGAGGCAAAAACGACACCAGAAAUGCUCAGAGGGAAUCUAAAAAUAUCACUGAAGAAUCGCUUAUCGAGAACUAUGCCAGAUGGGUAAACCUGAAGCCAAUGAAUGACACUUCAGCAGAAGUCCCCACAUGGAUGGAAGUGAGAGACUAUGGUGUUUUAACUCUUAUAUUGGCCAACAUGUCUUUGGUAUAUUCAGAUUACGAGAAAUGUGCAUUGCUGCAAUAUAAAGAUACUGAUAAAUGCGAAGUCUGGCUCUACGAAAUGCCAGAAAAAAAUCAUAAACCGACAGUAUGUGAACUUUUGCAUGAGUACGUCUGUCCAAAUAACAUCACCAUGUAUUAUCCCGAUGAUUGCUUCACCAAAAAAAACAAAAUUAGUUCCUAA
Molecule: messenger RNA, 531 nt
Organism: Ixodes scapularis (black-legged tick)
Lineage: Eukaryota; Metazoa; Arthropoda; Arachnida; Ixodida; Ixodidae
Exons: 5
Coding region: 16-531 (171 amino acids)
Biological process (GO): symbiont-mediated perturbation of host defenses
Molecular function (GO): amine binding
Source: RefSeq, a predicted model, not a curated record